AUGUCUUGCCUCCUCCGAUCAAGCAAAUCUAAGCUCUUAUCUUCCUCUUCUUCUCUUUCUAGAGCCUUCUCCUCCGUCCCCCGCUCCAACAACCAGAUCGGAUCCAUCUCUCCCGCCGCCACCGAACUCUUCCACCGCAACUCCGCUACUCUUCCCAUCGUGGAAGAAAACUCUACCAAGGGAUACACGACGGGUUUCCCCAAAAAUCCGAAGAGUAUGCUUGGUGGUAAUUCUAAUGUGAUCAAUUUUUUGAGAUACCAGGCUCUUGGACUGAACACUAAUGUGCUGGCUGGAAAGAGUCCAAUGCUAUUGGGAGUCAGUGCUCUGAUGGCAAGAAACUUUGAGAGAAGUGUGGCUGCUGACACGUUGGGACUGGCUGGUCAGAGACGUUUUAUGAGUGACAUCCCAAGUAAAACCAGUGAGAUAAAGCCGCCUUCCGGUUUUCGCCCAUUAUCUCCUCAUCUUCCUGUUUAUCAGCCCCAGCUUUCUUCAACGCUUUCAAUUUGCAAUAGAAUUGCUGGAGCUUUCCUAGUUGCUGUCACCUUGCUUUUUUAUAUGAUAUACAUGAAAUUGGGUUUGGUUAGUCUCACCUAUGAUUCAUUCUACCAGUUUGUAUUCUAUUCAUCAAAACUCCACCUACUUGCAGUAGAGAUUUCUACCUUAGCUAUGUCUUAUCAUCUGUAUAGUGCAAUUCGUCACUUAUUCAUAUGA
Molecule: messenger RNA, 711 nt
Organism: Lathyrus sativus (Indian pea)
Lineage: Eukaryota; Viridiplantae; Streptophyta; Magnoliopsida; Fabales; Fabaceae
Source: the annotation of a GenBank genome assembly